This is a messenger RNA of Chironomus riparius, 1413 nucleotides long. Lineage: Eukaryota; Metazoa; Arthropoda; Insecta; Diptera; Chironomidae. The record is from the annotation of a GenBank genome assembly.
AAAAAAUCAGAAGUGAAGAAAAUUUUUCAUGUUUUCGUGGAUAUUUUAAUAGAAAAGUUGAAUUAAUCCAUUAAAUCUCUUGUGUUCCAUUAAUUUAAGGCGAUAGUGAGUUGGUUUGUAAUAAAAUUAAGUGAAAAAUCAUCGAGUAAGAAGAAAUGCCAUUUAUAUCUAAAGACUGGCGUGCUGAAGGAGAUCAAUGGAUCAAAACUGACGACGGAAACUGGGAACGUAUGAAAGUCAUAGAAUGUGAAUCAAAAAAUCAUAAUUCGUCCAAUGAUGAAUCAUCAUCAUCUAGUCCACCACCACAUUGUCAAAUAAUAUUGCGAUCAACAAGAGAAAUUGCAGGCUUUAAUGGCUUAGAUGUUGCUGUGAAACGACUUGAUUUUAAAUCAUCUGUGAAAAAUCAACGUCGUUUUCAAUACAUUUGUGCACUUUUGAAAUUGCUCGUGUCUGGCGAGGUCAUACUGACAUCAUUAAGUGGAGGUGCUCAGAGGAUUUUAUUGCAGAUGAUUGAAGAAGUCGCAUUGCAUGUUAAUAAUAGUAAGCAACACAUUAACACACUUCGAGAUCUAGUUGGUCAAUUAAGACAUCUUGUUGAGCAAGAGAAUCAAAAAUGUUGGGGAAAACCCCUUGGAUCUCAAAACUUAUGGUUUGGUCAUUUAGAAACUAUUGAGCGUAUCCAAAAUAUUGCAAGUCAAAUUGAAAUUGAACCAAACGCAGCUAUUAAUCCACAAUUGACGGAAUUGCCUGAAGAAUGUAUAAGAAAAAUUAUUUUGCAAAUGAGUGAUCACAAAGAUUUAGAAUCGGCUGCAAGUGCUUGGAGCUUGAUGGCUUAUAUUAUUCAAGAACAGCGCAUUUGGCGUGAAUUGAGUAAUUUCCAUUUUAAUCAACAACAAAUUGAUUCCAUUUUAGAAAAGAUGAGCUUACUUGACACGCUUGAUCGUCAUCGUAAUUGGCAGACUAUUUAUCAUACUCUACGAAAGAAAUAUGGACUUCGUGAUGAUUUUCAAUACACGGAAGUGUUGGCGUUAUGCCGUUUUUGUCGCUGUCUGUUUUGGCCAAUGACUGGUCACCCAUGCAUCUCAGAAUCUCCGGAAUUUAAAGAGAAACUAGAAAAGGCUGGAUUAUCCUUUGAAUCAAUUGAGAAAACACAAUUAGUUCCUCCACAUCAAUUUUUAAAGUAUUUUUCGUUGUAAGUUAUUUUUUUUUUUUUAUAAAACAUAUAGUAGCAGAUAUGCUCUCUAUCUCUUAAUGUUAGUUCCAUGAAAUAUCAUGAAUCUCCCUUCCCUUUUUGAAAUGGAUCAAGAAUGCAAGAAAAUGCAAAAAACUAUUUUUCCAAAAUUAGAUGAUUAAAUAUUAUAAUAAAAAAUGAAUGAAUUAUAGUAAUAUUUAUGAUACAGAACGAGUUGCAAU